AUGGGUGAGGCCGCGGUUUCAUUCGAUGUCGCUCCGGCGGCGACGAUCGGCGGCGCCGCCACUCUCAUUGCUGGGGCGACGGGGUUCAUCGGAAAGUUUGUGGCAGAAGCGUCCAUCGCCCGGGGAGUGCCCACCUACGUGCUACGCCGUCCCGGGGCAAGUGCGGCUGCGCCCUCCAAGGAGGCGGUGAUACGUUCUCUACAGCAGAAAGGUGCCGUCGUUAUUGAGGUGAGACUCAUCUGAUGUUUCAUUCUUUCGUUCUUGCGGGUUGCCUGGAGAGAGAGAGAGAGAGAGAGAGAGAGAGAGAGAGAGAGAGAGAGAGGGAGAGAGAGAGAGAGAGAGAGAGAGAGAGAGAGAGAGAGAGAGAGAGAGAGAGAGAGAGAGAGAGAGAGAGAGGGAGGGAGAGAGAGAGAGAGAGAGAGAGAGAGAGAGGGAGAGAGGAGAGAGAGAGGAGAGAGGGAGAGAGGAGAGAGAGGAGAGAGAGAGAGAGAGAGAGAGAGAGCGAGAGAGAGAGAGAGGGAGAGAGAGAGAGAGAGAGAGAGAGAGAGAGAGAGAGCGAGAGAACGAGAGCGAAGAGAGAGAGCGAGAGGGAGAGAGAGAGAGAUGUUGAAUGAUAGGGUGAUGUAAGAUUCUUGACUCAAGCUCGUCUAAUUUUUACCCAGAGUGGGCAUGGUUUUUAGGCCCAGACCUAGAAAUGGUAAUAUCUUACGACACCAUCCAUCAUGGAAAAAUUCGAGUUCGAUGGUAUUAAUAUGGUCUCUCUUUCUCUCUCUAAGAUUUAUGAUUCGAGACUCAUUCUCCCGUUUGUUUUCUAUGCUUCAGGGUUAUGCAAACGAUAAGGAUUUCAUCGAGAAGAAGCUCAAAGAACUGAAUAUCGAGGUGGUCAUUUCUGUACUAGGAGGACGAAACCUUCUCGACCAGCUCCCCCUGAUCGAAGCCAUCAAAGCUGCCGGAACUGUCAAGGUAAGACCGAGUUUUCGGCAGGGCGCAUCCUAUUUUCCAAGCUUUUCUGAUUGUGUAUUUUAACCGACAACAAUCUCUAUGGGAUUCUGUCAGUGGACAAUCUUAGCUUUUAGAAUAUCACCCUCCCCCAUCCGCAUUUUAAUCAUCUCUCUCUCUCUCUCUCUAUCUAUCUCUCUCUCCAGAAAAGUUGCACAAGACGUAACUUGUUGUUUAGAGCGUUGAGUAAAAGUCCAAAUAGUCGUCAAUUUAUGUUUAUGCAGCCUAAUGACGGCCGUGUUACUAAGCAAAGACAGGGUCCUUCCUUCUCUGGCAGAGGUUUCUACCCUCGGAAUUCGGAAACGACGUUGACCGGGCAAACCCGGUAGAACCCGGCCUUCGAGUGUACGAGGAGAAGAGGAAGGUCCGGCGGGCGGUGGAGGCCGCCGGCGUACCCUUCACCUACAUCUGCUGCAACUCGAUCGCCGGCUGGCCGUAUUACGAACAGUACGACCACUGUGAGGCCGUCCCGCCGCUGGAGAAGUUCUCCAUCUACGGCGACGGCAACAUGAAAGGUAGGUCCUACAGCGUUAUCAGCUUACCCACUUUAAUCUCAGUUAGAUUUACAUAGUGAGACAUUAAACUAUGGUUAAGAGUUUCAACGAACCAAAAUUGGCCAAUUUUCUCUAGGAAUAAGAAUCCCCGGGAAGAGCUAUCCAAGGCCUGGCCCGUUCUCCAUUUAGACCACCUGGGUCUGAUCCGAAAUCUCCGAAGCUUUGCUGCAGCUUCUCUCCCCAUAAUAUCAAACCUUGGCGUAUAUCUAAACCUACGUUGAUCGAAUGUGACGUAGUUUAGAACUUUGGUAUGGUGGCUAAGUUUUGUAUUAUAAUGAUGUGAGAGUGACAAACUAAGAUAUUCCGUUCUGAGAGCUAAAUGGAGUUCCUCUGCAGCAUACUUCGUGGCCUGCUGUGACAUCGGCAAGUUUGCGAUCAUGGCGGCACACGAUGACCGCACCAUUAACAAGACUGUCCAUUUCCGGCCGCCCUGCAACUUCCUCUCCAUGAAUGAGCUCGCGACCCUGUGGGAGAAUAAGAUCGGGAGAUCUCUGCCCAGAAUUGCUGUCUCUGAGGCGGCGCUGCUCGCCGCCGCCGCCGGUUAGUAGGAACUUCUUCUUUCGAUGUCUGACUGAAAGCCAUUUGGCCAUGGGCGAAAAAGGGAGUUUAAUCUGUCUUGAAACUCAGACUAUCCUCAUCAUUUGAUCUGUUCAUAGAAAAUCGGAUCCCAGAGAGCUUCGUGGCCUCGUUCACGCACGACGUGUUCUUCAAGGGGUGUCAGCAGAACUUCUCCAUCGAUGGCCGGCAGGAUCUCGAGGUCACUGAACUGUACCCAGGCGUCACUUUCCGGACUAUGGAGGAGUGCUUCGAGGACUUCGCCGCCGGAAUUCUUGGUGAAGAAAUUGGCCGGACCGAGCUGCCUGCAUAUGAGAAGAUCUGCCAUUCAAAGAGAGAGAAAGAGAGAGAGAGAGAGAUUAUUCGAGCGUGA
Molecule: messenger RNA, 2481 nt
Organism: Spirodela intermedia
Lineage: Eukaryota; Viridiplantae; Streptophyta; Magnoliopsida; Alismatales; Araceae
Source: the annotation of a GenBank genome assembly